AUGCAUCACCGACUUCUUCUGGAGAGAUCAGCCAUCGCUACCCUCCGAAGCUCCACUCAUACCGGCAGGAGAUCUAUCGUAGGGAAGAGUGUCUUCCGAGGGACCCUCUCACCCAGUGCCGUUUCCAACGCUGGGCCACAAUGCCACACUCGAAUCCUCCCACCUCCUCGACCCUUCUCAUCCACAUUGCAUCUCGCCAAGAAGGGAGGCAAAGCCGCACGUGAAGAGAAGCAAGCUGCUGCUACCUCCUCCAAGUCUUCGAAAGAUGCAGCAUCUGAAGAUCCUUUCGACUUCUCGGGCUUGGAAGCAGAUAUCGCGUCUGCCCUUGAGAGACUGAAGAAUGAUCUAUCGAAACUCAGAGCAGGAGGGCGUUUCAAUCCAGAAGUAGUGGAGAGUUUGCGGGUGCCAUUGGAUAAGAGCAGCAGCAAGACGGUGAAACUCAAUGAUCUGGCACAAGUAAUACCCAAAGGAAGAACGGUGCAAGUACUUGUUGGAGAGACAGAUGUAAGCUGGGGAAGAAACAUUAUCAGAGCAACGCCGCAUUACUGAUACACAUUUGUAGCAUCUUAAGCCAGUGUCCUCCGCGAUACAGUCCUCAUCCCUCUCACUAACGCCGCAACCCGAUCCGACAGGAGCGAAUCCGCUCCUAUUAGUCCUGAACAUUCCACCGCCCACCGCCGAGUCCAGGAAAGCCGUAGUAGCCGAGGCUUCGAAAGCAGGGGAAAAGGCCAGCACCAGCGUAAGAGAUGCAAGAGGGAAACAGCAGAAGAAGCUGCGGGCGCUGCAGCUAAACAAAAGCGCGAGACCAGACGAUUUGAAAAAGGCCAGUACUAUGAUGGAGAAGGUCGUCGAGAAAGGAAGCGCCGAGUUGAAGAAAGUGGUAGACAACGCGAAGAAGGUGUUGGAGAGCGGUUGA
This is a messenger RNA of Lecanosticta acicola, 916 nucleotides long. The record is from the annotation of a GenBank genome assembly. NCBI's taxonomy places the organism in Eukaryota, Fungi, Ascomycota, Dothideomycetes, Mycosphaerellales, Mycosphaerellaceae.